AUGGGCUGCGCGUCGAGAGUAGCGGUCGUGGCGGUUCUGCUUCUGGGCAUCUUGAGUGUGGCCGUUGACAGUGCCGAUACGAGGAUCCUCAAAGGACCUGACUGCAGGGGCCAUUCCAAGGAUAAGGAAUACAACAAGAGAAUGAAGACUCUACUUGAUAUCUUUGUGAGCGACACUAAGAACGUUGGCAGGCAUCAUGGGGAUUACGUCUACACCCAUAGUUUCCCCAAUUCCGACAAAGGUUCUGUCACUGGUCAGGCCAUUUGCGACUCCCGCUUAUGGAAAUGGGGUUGUGGGAAAUGUCUCGGCGACGCCAGCAAAUACAUCCACCGCAAUUGUGGCUCUACCCUCAAUGCUACCAUAAUACUCGUCGACUGUUCUAUCUCAGUCCACAAGAUAUGA
Molecule: messenger RNA, 402 nt
Organism: Linum tenue
Lineage: Eukaryota; Viridiplantae; Streptophyta; Magnoliopsida; Malpighiales; Linaceae
Source: the annotation of a GenBank genome assembly